ACUGCUUUGAGGAUGAAAACUAAACCGCUUCUCCAUUCUUGUUAAAAAUGCUGAAGUGCUUAGUGUUUGUGUGUCUCCCUUUAGUAUGUGGUAUGAAAUACUCCUGUUAUUAGUGGUGCCUAUUUCUACAAUGCUGCCCAUUUGAUUAACCUCACUCAAUGUUCUUUUUUCUUCUUUCAGCUCAUUCAGGUCUACCCAACCUGGAUCAUGGGAGUGGUAAGAAUGUUGAUAAAAAAGGUAAGUUUCUCCUUCAACUUACAGUAGUGAGAUUCAAAAUGCCAUACCAGAAUAGAUGGUAUGUUCAACUAUAUGUAUGUAAGAUCAGUAAAUUAUCUUAGCCUUGGCGCAUUGCAAUAAUUCUUACUUACUUAGUGCAAUAAUUAUACUUUAUUUCAGUUACUUGUAUCUCAUUUAAAUUGUUUUAAAAACCCACAACAAACAAUAUCAAAAUAGAAAAGGUCAUCAGGAUCCUUCCCAGAGGGAAGCUGGUAGUAGAAUAGCCCUGUGGUGGGGGAAAAGAUAGUGAAGGUCAGUGUUUCUCAACUAGAGGACACCCCCAAAAGAGUAUAUGAAGCUAUUGGGGGGGAGGGGUGUUUCCAAAAACACUGUAAGUACAAAAUUAAAAGUCACAAAAUUUCAAUCCACUUGGAAAUUUAAAAAAAAGAAUUAGGAGAGCUAGGUUUGAAGGGCUGUGGGAUAUUUAUGUUAGCUAAAAGUGGAUGUGGGUUUAAAAAGGUUGAGAAACAUUUGUUCUGGUGGAGGAAAAUAAGGCGGACUGCCUCCCUCCCUCUCUCUCUCACCUGAAGUCCAUCCCACAAGAGACUUAAUGGUAAUAUCACUUGGGGUGAGGGGUGGAGAAGUCCAGCCUCAUAAGGUCCUGAGGUCUUUCUUCACCUUUCUCUUUCCUGGAAACCUCCUUGUAUCCAACACCAAUCUGAGCAGAAAAUAUAGAAUCAUCUGUUCAAAUCUGAUCUAAAGUUUUGAUUAAGGCUUACGGAAAAAUAACUUGUCAAGUAGGGAUUUUCUCUAUGUGCUGGGUUUUACAGCUAUAUAUUGUGACAUUGCUGCUGUUAAUUUGUAGUAUAGGUUUCAAUGUAUUUUAUGGUUAUGUAUUUCUCUCUUUUUUGCUGUAAACCACUCUCUUGAGUGUGUCUGUACAAGAGCAGAAUAUAAGUGAAUUGCUACAAUUCCUACUGCUAAUACUAUUCUGCCCAAGCUUUUGAUAACUGGUAAAGACCUCGGGGUUGGUUAUGUGCUACACACAAAGAUGUACAUUAAAGUUCUGACACAGCAGGGAUUGUUUUACUUUGGGAAAUGUUGAUUUGUGAGGGGGGGGUUUGAAGUAGAGCAGGGGUCAGCAAAGUUUUUCAGCAGGGGGCCGGGUCCACUGUCCCUCAGACCUUGAGGGGGGCUGGACUAUAUUUGGGGGGGGAUGAAUUCCUAUGCCUCAUAAAUAACCCAGACAUGCAUUUUAAAUAAAAUCACACAUUCUACUCGUGUAAAAACACCAGGUAGGCCCCACAAAUAACCCAGAGAUGCAUUUUAAAUAAAAGGACACAUUCCACUCAUGUAAAAACAUGCUGAUUCCCAGACUGUCCACGGGCUGGAUUUAGAAGGUGAUUGGGCCAGAUCUGGUCCCCGGGCCUUAGUUUGCCUACCCAUGAAGUAGAGCAAAUACACAGGGUGUUCUACCUCUCUUCUCUCCCCCCCCCUUUACAAUGUCCAUUGCAACUCACUCCUGAAAGCUGAUUCUCCCCCUCUGCAGUGUCUUUGCCCUUAUGGAAGGGAUGAAGGAAGGCUGGGUAGGGUCAGGAUUGGAGUAGAGAAGCACUAGGACAGAAUACGUUUGAGAAUAUCAUUUCCCCUGCUCCAAAUCCCCCCACUGCCAUUUGGAAUUAAUGGAAUUCACUGCCAGAAGACACUUAGAUAUCUUCCAGAGGUUAUCUUAUCAAUUCAUGGUCUAGUGAUAUUGAUCAGGAUGUCUAUAUGGAACUACCGUGUUCCGCAGGCACUCAAUGCCACAAUGUAAAAACCAGCUGCUGGGCAGCAGAGCAACAGUGCCCGAAUGCAUUUUCCAAUUCAGCACACAGCAUAUUCUAAGGAGUUGUUUGCUUCUUGACUUCUCAUUACAGAUGUGCCUGACAAUUUCGCUACUUGCCCAGGGUCCAAAGCUGUUUUCAGCAUUUGCAGCCAUCCAAACGAAACCAUCAUAGGUGGGAAUGUGAUCCUGGUGUGCUACUACUCAAAGACUGAUUGGCUGCCAAUUAGCUACACACUUUUCAGAAACCAGACCAAGGCUGUAGGCUAUGUAACAACGAACAGGACAGAAGAAAGGGCUGUGUUUAACCUCACAGUCAUGUCGACCAGCGAUCUGGGUGAAUAUAAAUGUAAAGCUCAAAGAUUUAAUGAAACCCAAUACAGCCGUGGACUCAACAUUACAUUAAGAGGUAUGUGUAUUUUCUAAUAUCUAGAGAGUUCUGGUUUUAAGGUGUGAUCUUGAAAAGUGUCAGUUGGGAAUCCUCAUUGUGUUCUCAUCAAUUAUGAGCCUGCCGUGCUGAGAACUUACAGCUUGUAAGAACCCAAGAGCCUGUCAUGACAGGUGACAUUUGCACCUGAAAAGCCAGUGCGCCCAAAUUCAAAAAGAAAGACCUCUGCGCGCAGGGCCAGAGUCUACAUUUGCCAUACAAACAUCCAUGGCUAACGAGCAAACUAAAGGUUAAAAGGAAAAUGCACUUAAAGACAUAAGAAUGGGACACACACACAAAAACAACAACCUGGGACUAAACACCAGCAAAAACCAGGGAUUGCCCAACAGAGCUUUGAGUGGAAUAUGGCUUGUAUAAGAACAGUCGUCCCUACUGACAGGCUUAAGGCUGCACCCAUGGUUAAAAAGCAUUGGCUUAGGCUAACUUCCUUUCUGUGAACGGCACAGAGUUCUGCUUAUGUGGAAAUGGAAGUUUCUUCCCCCUUGCAGCCUCCUCACAAAUCUGUUCCUAGGAAUUGGAGAACUAUCUGUAAUGGUGUGGGGACUGUAGAUGGAAAGUUGCCCGAAUGCCCCCUCUUGCACAAAUUUUAAACAAUCUAGAAUCUAUUUAGUUGCUGUUGUUGUUUCAUUUUACUUAAAAAUGCAUCCCAUUUGGACAGGAACCUCAUCCAUGUUUACCUAACAUCCAUAUGAUUAUAUUUCUCCCAGUGGCAGAAGAGAAAAAGAAUAAAAACUUGGUAGCAUACAUUGUGCCUCCCUUGCUUCUGCUGCUGUUGCUGCUAGCAGUAAGUGCAGCAAUUGCACUGCUGAUUCUUCCUUGGUGUAAAGCAAGUAAGUAUGACUCUGCUUUACCUAUAUGAGGAUCCUUUUUUGUUGUUUUUUAGACUUUAAUUUCUGAUAUCACACUACUGGCUAUCAGUCUAUCUGCCUACAACACAUUUAACAGUCCUGUGCAGGUUUUUCUAUUAGGAAAUGUUUAAAUGUUAUAAUUAAAGUUUAGUUUUCUUUCCUGUUUUGAUUCAGUGACCAAGGUUCCAAAAUUUGUGAUGUGCUCUUGACCCAUUUUUGACCGGAGGCAAUUUUGAACACAUGCCAAAGUGCCCAGUGACCUCACUGCAAGAGCGCAAAAGAUAUGAACUGCACAAAUAAGCUUGAAAUGUUAAGUUCAUUAAUCUUAUUUGAAAGGUUAAAUCAGGGGUAGGCAACCUAAGGCCCAUGGGCUGGAGUUGCUCUCUCAAUCUGGCCUGUGGGCGGUCUGGGAAUCAGCGUGUUUUUACAUGAGUGGAAUGUAUACUUUUAUUUAAAAUGCAUCUCUGGGUUAUUUGUGGGGACUGCCUGGUGUUUUUAGAUGAGUAGAAUGUGUCCUUUUAUUUAAAAUGCAUCUCUGGGUUAUUUGUGGGGCAUAGGAAUUUGUUCUUUUUUUCGUUUCUUUUUUUCAAAAUAUAGUCCGGCCCACCACAUGGUCUGAAGGACAGUGGACCGGCCCGUGGCUGAAAAAGGUUGCUGACCCCUGGGUUAAAUGGUUCCAAAGGGUUUUUCCAAAGGGAACCAAAUGAAUUGCUUUCAGAUACUUCACUUCUUCAAACAAAUCUGUUGUGAUUUGGUCUCUUUAGUGAAGGACUUGCACAUUUAUUCAACCUGGUUUUUAGUCAUUUUGGUGUAUGCCCACAGAAACCCAAAGUUUCUCGUCUAAAAGCCCCACAGCUUCAUAAUGAUUUUUAAGACUGGAAAUUAGAUUAUCGACAAUUACAUAAAAACAUCUGUCUUGAAUAGAUCCUUUAGAUUUCUGUCACUUCGUUUCUGUCAUUUCAUCACGAAAUGAUUUCCUCUUCUUAAGGCACCUCUCUGUAAAUUCUGGCUUGAUGUUCAUUAUAUUGGCAAUAGCAAUGCCACAGAGUAGGCAUUUUGUUUUCUUGAAUUAAGGUUACUUCAGCUAACUAGCUUUUAAUGUUAUUGACAUCAGCGGCAGUAUCUCAAAGCUUAUAGUAGUUUAUGUCUGUAGUCAACUGAAACCAGCAACUUUUACCAGACUGGUGCCAUGAUUAUGCACUUGAAUGAUGUGAGAUAUUCCAAAACACCCCACAGCACAAAAGAUGUCUGUAGAGACAAAUUUAGCUUAUUCAAAGACUCCACAGCAAUGACAAUCUUAUCUAAAGGAGUUGCAAUUAAGCAUACAGAAUCCACCCAUGCCCUCCAAUAUAGGGUUGCCAUGUUUCAAAAAGUGAAAAUCCAGACACAAAUGUUGCUGAGCCUUUUUUUUUUUUAGUUUUGCCCAAACUUUUUUUUUAAGGAAAUUUGCCAAAACCUACACUUCCAAUGUGGGUUGCCAUGCGUCUGGAUUUUACCGCACUGUAUAGUGAUUUCCGUCCAGAGACGGCCGACUCCCAUCUAUGUCUGGGAAAUUCCAGAUGCAUAGCAACCAUACAUGUGUAUCAGAGGAUGUAGAAGAUUUCCAACACACUCUUUCAGAAUGUCCCAUCACUGGGGACUACAACAACAACAAAAAUAAAUAAAUCAGAAAGUUGCUGCACUUUGCCCAAAAAGGCAUUGCUUCCUGGCAACACUCAGCACUCCACACAAGCUAAACUUACAACAAGCACAUGAUUUUUUUAAAAAGUUGCAGCAUCAAAUGCAUUUAAAUGCAUUUAAAGGCAGGUGUUAGUCAAGGGUGUUAGUUUCACCUGUCUAGGUGGAAAGUGUUUUUGCAAAGCAUAGCAUAAUAUAUGAUAUAUAUUCAUUUUUUAUUUAACGUAUCUUCUAACAACAUAAAUAACGGCUUGGAUCUCGAUGUUCUGAGAGACCAUAUUCUCCCAUACAAAUGUGCCUAGGGUUUGAGAUCUAGGUAAGAGGCCUUUCUCUUGGACCCAUCACCCUCCGAGACAUGUUGGCGAGGAUACAAGAGAGGGCUUUCUCAGCGUGUUGCUGAGGUAUUGGGGGAGGGGAUGUUAUUGGGUUGUUGUUUUUAUUUUGAUUAUAUUUUUUGUGGUUUUAUAUUCUGGUUUUGUUCUGUGAACCGCCCUGAGACCUCUGGGUAUAAAUUCAAUCACAUCAAAUCAAAUCAAAUCAAAUCAACUCCCUUCCAAGGGAGGCUAGGCUGAACGCUUCCCUGGCAAGACAAACAUAUUUCUGUCUACAAAAUUCAUUCCGCUCCUAAACCUUCUGCGAGUCAUGUACCCUAGCACAUGGCACACACAAAUAUUAACUUAAGGUUUGAGGGAACAAGCGCUUCGCAUUUGGUUUUACACUCACAAAGAUGAAAAGUAAAAAAAACCCAUGCAGAUUUAUUCUGGUGUGCUGACUGUACUGGCAAACUAAUUCACAACGAAGCAUUUGAUAAUGAGAGAGCAAUCUUUCCUUACCUUGAGUAGCGCUGGUGUGGUGACAUCUUUGUGCUUCGGCAGAAUCCUUAUCAGCUUUUCCUCCUGAUAAAAGUGCUUGAGCAUCUGACAGCCAGCUUUCACAAUGUCACUCAGGCCCACACGGCGAUUUUGAAACCAAGCCUAGGUUGAAAUAACUUCCCUGACCUUUCCUCACUUUUCUUUCGCCAAAGAUCGCAUCUGCACUCCACGUUGUUAACUUCGCCUUGAAAUGUGUUCUAGGCCAAACAAGAGGCGGCGACAUGCAUUCUCAUGCAAUAAGCUUCUCUUUGCCACUGUGGCAAUGUGAACUGGGGCCUAGUCAUUCUGGUCUCCAUACACCUUAAUCCUAUUCAUAAAGGCCUAUAGAAAACCCGGGGUUUAGCAACCUCAUAGCCACCUCUCUGGUCCACCGAGCUGCCAAAAUUCAUCUCGUAAAGCAUCGCUUGGUUUUUCCGUCUAGGCCCGGGAUUUUACCCCUGUUCCUUACUUAGAACAGACCCGCUGAAGUUAUAGACACUACUAACUUCGGCUGAUUCAUUUCAGUUGGUCUUCUCUGACUAGAAUGUCACCAGUCAAGAGUAGACAACAUGGUGUUAGUUGGGCCAAUGGCCCGACUAGGGAUGAGGCAGUUUCCUAUGUUCCUAUGGGUGUGUCCUGGAGAAAGCCUUGAGACUUGUAAAGAUAAGCGUCAAGGGCUGCAUUGGCACCCAAGGCCUGAGGUCCCUCACCCAUGUAUGUAAGACUGGUAUAGUGGUACCUUGGGUUAAGUACUUAAUUCGUUCCGGAGGUCCGUUCUUAACCUGAAACUGUUCUUAACCUGAAGCACCACUUUAGCUAAUGGAGCCGCCUGCUGCUGCUGCACCGCCGGAGCACGAUUUCUGUUCUCAUCCUGAAGCACUAUUUUUGGGUUAGCGGAGUCUGUAACCUGAAGCGUAUGUAACCUGAAGCGUAUGUAACCCGAGGUACCACUGUAUAGCACACUUGUUUGAUUGCUAAGUUGAAAUGGUUCUGGUAUUUAGAGCAAGGGCAGGGAACCUUUUGUUGUAGGCCUCAUCCCUUGAUCAGGGUGGCAUACUGGCAGUGGGCAGGGCCUCUGAAGAUUGACCUUACAAUUAACUCUUACUGCCACCCACUUUCCCUCUCUCUGCAUCUCCCUUUCCACCACCCAUCUUUCUCCUCCUUGUAGUAGGGGAGCGACAACCUUGGCAAGAACAUGCAACCUUCAGAGGGCUUUCUCCCACUUCAUCCUUCAAUUGCUCAGUCUGUUUCAGCCCAUGCACAUUAUUUUGUCCAUGUCUCUCUGGGCUCCCCCAACUGGAUUAAAUUUGACCCAAAUUUGUCACCCGUGACCUAGAGCCAAGAGAAGAGGAUGCACUUCACAGGGGAAAGCAAGGCCUUGCUUAUCAGAAACACAUUUUAACCCUAUCACUGUAUUUUGCUUUUAUUUCACAGGAAAACAGAGUAGAGGCAGCAAACCAGCUGUUGUCUUUUCAGCCCGUCGCCCAAGCAGUGACAACGGUGAUGUUUAUGAUACUGGUAAAGACCGAGCAAUUCCAUACACUCCUAACAUUUUCCCGGUGAAAAUAGGGACAUCCCAUUCCGUAAUGAUAAUUUUACUAUUUAUACCCCACACAUCUGACUGGGUUGACCCAGCCACUCUGGAAAGCAAGGCAAAAUAUUCUAUUGAAAGAAACAAGAUUUGGUUCUAGGAAUUCUGGCUCUAUAUGGCAAGGGGAAUGAAUAUUUUACAAAUCCUUUGUUGUAACAUCGCCACAGGGGGUAGGGGGGUGGAAACACACACAACAAGUCUUUUAGGCACAUGUUAUAAAGGACAUUAUAGCUCAUACAGAAGCAGCACAUGAUAUACUGCCUUGAGACCCUGCAGUGUGUAGAAUGACAUGUGCCAAUGGGCCAAACUGUAUAGCCAGUUGACUAUCAGGAGCUUGUGCAAAGAGCUUUGAAAGCUGGCUGAGAAGAAAGAAUAGAAAACAGGACUGAAAAGAGUUGGAGUAGGCCUAAUGAUGAAAUCAUAAGGCUCAAGAACAGGAGAGACUGAAGAUUUAUGUAGACUUGUAUCUCCCUGUGUUCCAAAGCCUCAAGGUAGAUAUUUAAUAAAUAAUAAUAAUAAUAAUAAUAAUAACAUUUAUUAUUAUUAUUAUUUUUUUUUUAUUAUUAUUAUUAUUUAUACCCCGCCCUCCCCAGCCAAGACCGGGCUCAGGGCGGCUAACAACCAAUAAUAAAAACAUGUUGAUUAAAAUACAAUUUAAAAAACAAGAUUAAAAUACAACAUUAAAACAUUAGGAUGCAGGUCUUCACAGGAGGAGAAAGGAAAAAGAAAGGUGGGGGAGGGAAUCAAACUGAUUCUAAGCCAAAGGCCAGGUGGAACAACUCUGUCUUACAGGCUCUGCGGAAAGAAAUCAGAUCCUGCAGGGCUCUGGUCUCAUGAGACAGAGCGUUCCACCAGGCCGAAGCCAGUGUUGAGAAGGCCCUGGCUCUGGUUGAGGAUAAUCUAACUUACUUAGGACCCGGGACCUCUAGGCUGUUGCUAUUUAUGGACCUUAAGGGGCAUACCAGGAGAGGCGGUCCCCAAUAUGAGGGGCAUUCAUGGCAACUACAGGUACCUUUUCUCAUAUACAUGGAACAUAUUCCUGAAAAGAGCUAAGAAUAAGGAACUCUUUCAUGUGAAGGAGUAAAUGCAAAGAACCAACAAACCCAAACUCUAAUAACUCUUUCCUGAAAAGGGAUAAAUAGAAAAGCAAUUUUAGCACUUCCAGAAGUACAAAAUAUGCCCAGUUUCAUUCCUAUCAAUCAUUAAAACCUCAUCCUGGGAACCAUACAAUUGAGAAUUAUAUUUAGUAUUUCCCUGUAUCUUAACAGAGAUUUAAAUUCAGUUUUGUUAAAUAGUCCCAUUUCGGACAUCACAUUCCUGACCUUUCAAGACCAUGGAUUUAAGGAUGAAGAACAUAAUUUCUGAUUUGAGGCAGAACAUAUAAAAAAUUGAACUGUUUUUGCAGACCAGAAAUGCGAGUUAACUCAUCUUUUCACUUAUUCUUUCUUGCAUUCUAUUCAGUAUGUGAAGAAAAUGAGUAUUGCAAUGUGAAACUUAAAACCAAGAAGGAAGACAACAGAAAUGGUAAAGUCUAUCUUGAAUUCCCUAAAUAAAGCAAUGCUAGGUUGAAUACAGGUUUGCCCUCCUGAGUUGGACAAUCCUACUAAAAGCAAACUAUAUUAGAUUAUGUGCACUAGUGAAUUAAUACUAAACAAAGAAAGAAGUGAAAAAGAACUACCAGCAUGCAGCUCAUGCGCAUUAUGAUUAAAAAUAAUGUCCAAACUCAAUCAAUAUGAGAAAAUUUUCAAAACUCCACGAACUUACAUUUCAAAAACAAAAAAAAUUAAAAGGACAAAACAUUUAGUUUUGUUUGCAACCUUUAAGAAAUGAUGAUAUAUUGAAACAGAAAUAGCCCCCACCAUGCAAUAUUAGUGGUACUGAAAAUAUUUAUUUAGCUUCAUUUCAGUUUUGAAACCAGUUUUAUGAUUCAUUACUGCUUACAACCAUGUUAGUGAGCACAGCAAUAUAUAUAUGAUUUUUUGGAAUUACCCCAAAAUACCUUACCUCGAAGCAGUAAUAGAGAACCUAUGCCCUCUAGAUGUUGCUGGACUAACUACCACCACCCCUGAUUGCUAGCAAUGCUGGCUGUGGCUAAUGAGAUUUGUAGUUCAACAUCUGGAGGGCCACAGGUUCCCCAUCUCUGUCCUAAAUAAGCAGUCUAAGGCUGCAGUCUUAUGCUGUGAAUAUCCUAUUUAGCUCAAUGGAAUUUACUUCCUAGGAGAGAAAGAAUUGAACCGAGAUAUUUUUUAAUUAACAUAGUACAGAACUCCAGAUUUGUACCCAAUGCAUCCUUUGCUACUUUAUGGUGAGUUCUCUGCUUGUUACAAACAGGCUGGUCUACAGUGACAUUGAGGAACAUUCAUAUUCUUGCAUGUCAUGUUUGUUUGUGGAGAGCUUUACUUUAUAGUAAAGUAGUUAUAGUUAUAAUUCAUGGAUUGCCAUCUGAUUUUAUUCUGAUUUUAAGCUGUAUUUCAACUGAUGGUUUGAUCUUAUGUUUUAAUGUAUUAGAUAUUUGAUGUUAGCCACCCUGAGCCCGGUCUUGGCCAGCGAGGGCGGGAUAUACGUAAAUAAAAGUUGUUGUUGUUGUUGUUGUUGUAGUAGUAGUAGUAACACAGCUGUUAUCUUGUGAAGGAUUGCAGCCUUAUUAUAAUGACUGCUGCAAACUGGUAUCUCACAAGAUGCUGUGCUCUGUUUACAACGAGUUCUUAAGGAAUUCUGGCCCUACUGAAAAAGAAACAUUUUACAUAGAAGAAAUGGAGGAUUUAUAAAUAGGCAUUGUCCCCACAAAUAGGUAGGAGAAAAUUCACAUAAAAAAUGUAUUUUAGACACAUAUUACAAAUACCUUUCAGCUCAUAUUAUAGCAAAAAUGUCUUUUAAAAAUGCAAACACUUGAAGGUACAAGUUGCUAUCCACAACUGACACCAAAAUUAGCAGAGAAUGCACAUGGCAAGCACUAUUGGAUUGCACCCUACAUUUUUCAAGUUUAGAUGGGAAGACAUGGAAGGUCACCCACUGAAACCUGGAACUAUGCUGCUUGCCUGAAUUACAUGAAUGUGAUGCUACCUGUAAUAGUUAUGGAAUGGCAGGAUAUACCAACAUGGAAACUGAUAUGACUAAGGUUAUAUACACAUUAUGCCUUUAAAGCAUAUUCAAAGCACUUGCUCCCUCAAACAGUUCUGAGCACUGCAAUUUGUUAAGGGUUGCUGGGAAUUGAAACACUGGGAGAGGUAAACUACAGUUCCCAGAAUUACUUGAUGUAAAUAUUGUGCUUCAAAUAUAUAGUGUGUACGCAGCCUUUUUUUAAAAAGUUAAGUUCAUUUCUUAUUUAUUCUAGUGAUCCUUGGUGGGGAUAGUACUGUAGACUAUGCAGAAGUUGUCAUCCGAAGAUAAAAAGGUACAGUUCCUUCCUCACUAUUCACAAGCAACUGAGUUUUUUUCAGAUUCUCCGAUUAUGUCCAUUUUGAUCAUGUUUCUGCCUGUAGUGGGUAGGCACAAAUCUUUAAUUUACUUACUAUUUGUCAUGUGUUAAAGAUAGUACCCUCUUUUUCUCUUAAAUGCUAGAUAGCCAAUUCAGCAAUGUAAUGUCCAAAGUUUGGUUCAGACAAAAUGUAAUGUCCAAAGUUUGGUUCAGACAAAAGCAAGACUUGGUCUCAUUUUGUCAUCGUUGUUGUCCCCAACACUCUACUACUUCAUUCUAUAUUACAGACCACCAGAACCAAGCUAUGAUUUAUAAAUGUGGUUUGGAGGACAUGCACAAACCAUAAUUUGGAUGCAAAAGAGAGGGAUUCAGAACACAUAAAGAGAGGAGGAAGCUUAUAAAACUGAAGCUCGAGUAUUAUAUCCAAAAAUACCAGUAGUUUCUAGUGAUUUGCAACGCCUUGGGGGGGAAAUAUGGGGUGUAGGAAGGAACCACAAACCAAAAGGCAUACUACUCAGAGUGUAGAAACAGCAGCGAAACCUUCAUUUUUUUCAAUAAUCCUUUCAUAUAAUAUAUAUAUCGCACCCAUUUAUUUUUUUUGCAGUCACUGCCUUACUCCCCACCACUCCACCUAAUCUCUUAAGAACUGUUUUUCAUAUAUUGAUUAGAUUACCCAACCAGUAGGAAGCUGCCAAUUGUUCCUCUAAACCUGACUGUUUCCCAGUAGCUUUAGAAUAUUCUUCAACAAAGCCCAUGUCCGUUUGUUUGUCUUUACAGGACUCUAGUUUGAUACCAGUUGUCUCAAGAUACUACAGCCAAGAUGACACAGCAGAUCUAGAACCUUUCCUUUACCUUUUGACAAGUUCAAUAUUACCUGCUUGCCCCUGCUACGUGUCUCCAACCUGAUGUUCAGCAUUUAUUCAAACUGACAUAUCAGCAAUCAAGGAAGUGGAAAACCACCACCUCACUUCAUUGGUUCCAAGUCUCUCCCCCCCAUUCAAUUACAAUGGAGAAUGAUUUUGCAUAUGAACCUGGG
This is a messenger RNA of Podarcis lilfordi (Lilford's wall lizard), 11907 nucleotides long. NCBI's taxonomy places the organism in Eukaryota, Metazoa, Chordata, Lepidosauria, Squamata, Lacertidae. The record is from the annotation of a GenBank genome assembly.